UAAAACCAGCCGAUACCCUGUUGUCCCUGCGCAUUUGUUAUUGCCCAUCCGUCUUUCGCUGUCAUCUCCCCCCCUCCGGAAACCAUCGUUUCGUUUCUUUCUCCCGUCCCUGAACUAGGCAGGGUUGCAUUCUCCUGACUACACCAGAGGAUUAACCAGGCACCACUCGUUUAACUCGUACCCGCCUUUCCCCCUACGGUGUACGAACCCCCUUCGUUUGCCCUUCACAUAGACGACGUCAGUCAGUCCAAAAAAACCAUCAGGAGAACAACCAUUGGUGGCCUGACCCAGCGACAUACCAAAAGAAAAUAAGCAAUAUAAGCGAUUCAAUAGGUCUUCGCCCCAAAUCAUCACACAGCGUCGCGAAAAAUGGGUGUCGGACGCUUCUUUUGCGUGGCAUUGCCAUUCAUCCUCUCGGUCGCCUCCAUGGCCUUCCUGAUGGCCUCCACCCUGGCCGGUAUCACCGCCAAGGACCUGUAUCUCUUCCGCAUUGACGCUUCGGAGCUCGAGAUCAGCCCCGGCGACAUUCUUGACCUACUGCGCGGCAGCGGCUGGGAGGACCUUCUGCCCGAAGGCGUCAACAUUGAAGACCUCGAUCUCGACAACCUGCCUGAUAACAUCAAUCCCGACAACAUCCCCGAUGACAUCAACCCUGACGACCUCCCUGAUAUCCCUGAUAACGUCAAUCCCUCCGACGUUAUCAACAACAACAAGAAGAAGCGUCAGAAUAACCCCACAGAGCGCACCAUCACCGCCGAGGACCUCGGCCUGGACGACGUGUACUACAUCAACAUCUGGAACUACUGCUCCAUCGACGCCGACGGCGACCGCUCAUGCAUCGACUCGGCCUUCGACUGGGCGCGCGAGGAACUCAACACGGGCUUCCUGCAAACCGCGGGCGAGAUAUCCGGCAACCGCAUCGAGCUCCCGGAGGAGAUGGAGACGGCGCUCGACAUUUUUAAGGAAGUGUCGCGCUGGACCCAGAUCGUCUACCUCAUCGCCUUCGGCGCCCUGGGCCUCUCCAUCGUCUGCGGCAUCUUCGCCAACUUCACCCGCGUCAUGUCGUGCAUCACCUGGUUCGUCGCCGUCAUCGCCACCGUCGCCGUCGUCGGCGUCGCCGCCAUGACCACCACCAUGGCCGUCGUCGCCGUCGGCGCCAUCCGCAGCGCCGCCGAGCUCUCCGGCGUCUCCGGCGUCGAGGCCGACCUCAACACCACCUUCCUCGCCCUCGUCUGGAUCGCCGCCGCCUGCGCCCUCGCCGCCGGCUUCUUCUGGCUCUUCACCAUCUGCUGCUGCGCCCCCGACCGCUCUUCCUCCCGCGAGCGCCGCGGCAGCAGUGAUUACAGCGACAAGUACUUCCCCCCCGGCGCCGCCGCCGGCACCUACAACAACUCGGGCACGUACCAGCCGCUGCCCUCGCCCGAGCACCAGGGCUUCUAUAACCAGCAGACCACCACCCAGUACGGCGCGCCGCGUCACCCUGCCGCUGUUCGGUCCGAUAUGGCCUAUGAGCCUUACUCGCACCGCGUCUAAGGGGUCGGUUUGUUUGCUUCUCAAUGCGCGCCACAGGAGAGAGGUGUAUCGGGGUGGAUCUGUCUUUGCAGGGCGUCAAAAGGGCGUUAUUUUUCUUUUUUGUCUUGUUGUACCAGGAAACCCUUCGGAAGGGACCUGUCAGGACUUGGGACUUGCAUGUUUAACUUUGCAUCCUUUUGGAGCAUGGCAUUUUCUGUUUAUGAACCCGGCGAACUUUAUGGAUCAAUGAUGGGAUAGUCAGACGUCUCGUGGACGCAGAGGAUGAUGGAAUUAUAACCUCGUCCGGGGCUACUAGGCACUUGACGAUAAAAUCGUAUGUUGCUAUAGUAAGGUGGUGUCUGUAUCUUAUAGACGGCUUUCCCUACCAGGGAUGAAUGAAUAAUCACAGACUGAAGUCAAAACAACUACCCCUUCCUCGC
This is a messenger RNA of Sodiomyces alkalinus F11, 1952 nucleotides long. RefSeq lists its product as hypothetical. Gene Ontology annotation, cellular component: cell cortex of cell tip; plasma membrane. NCBI's taxonomy places the organism in Eukaryota, Fungi, Ascomycota, Sordariomycetes, Glomerellales, Plectosphaerellaceae. Gene Ontology annotation, biological process: fungal-type cell wall organization. Bases 370 to 1533 code for a protein of 387 amino acids. The transcript has a single exon. The record is from RefSeq and is a predicted model, not a curated record.